AACAUGCGAUUGCCACAUGUCCUGUCCUUGGGUCGCAAGUUCAACUGUCUUGCAGCAAAUUUCAGGUAAUGGAUCCUCUGUUCAAUGAACUUGUCGACCUCGCUACUGAAGACAGCAUACCCGAUAUGUCGAAAAUCGUUCUUAUGGCACAGCAAGAAAGUAGCGGGAAUGAAGCGCCGUCAUGUUCAUCGUCACAGGGCACAUUACAAGCUGUUGUUGAAACUGGUGAGCAAGACACACCAAGCAUGGUCAUUGAGCCUGUCGAGCGCCCACUCGGCUCAGGGGAUAAUGAUGGCAUAAAUUUUAAACUACCCAGCCUUGGUGCCCUCCAUGAAAAAGUGAUAAGCUCUCCGCUGCUAACACCUUCUACAUUCAGGCAAAUCAUUGACAUCCUGCACAAUGAAAUGGCCAAGUACACACUGUAUCCAACGCGUUGUUUCUACAGUAAGGUGACAACCCUGCUCCUUGACAAGUAUCCACAGCUGAAAGAUGUAAUUGGAAGUGGGCACGACUCCUGGAAAGUAGCCCUCUGCAAUAAGUAUAAAAACCUAAGAAGGAAGCUGGAUGAUCAUGAAGAUGUGUUAAGUGUGAGCAUGACAGAUCUAACAGCAGAAGAUGAUGACAGUAUUGCCAAACAUGAAGAUCGACUUGUUUUGGAAACCAAAAAACUAUUGCCGGAUGAGCAACUCGUGGAAAAGUUAAUGGCCUUGACAGCUGGGAAGAGGCUUCCUGACGUUGCGACGAAAACGAUUCGUGAUGUGAAAAAGAACUACCCCUAUAUGAUGGACUUUCAGCGAUUUUGCAAUGACUUUACAAGACUGACCGACAUAAAACCAGUCGGGAAGGUUUCAACAGCCAUCGAUAAAUUAACCCAAUUGGCAGUGAUGAAGAAAAUACGUUGUAGUGAAAACACGAGGCAAAUGUUGGAGAGAGCACGUCAAAUGGACCCCAAAAGGAUGAGAACAAGACAUAUUAUGGCACUUGUAGCUCUGAAAAUCGUCUGUGAGAAUGUGAAGGAACGGUCAGCAUGCUCAAUUUUAUUUGUGCAAGAGACUGACGACAUGCCAGCAACGCCAUGUGUAUCUUAUAAUGGGGCCGUCCUUGAAGAUGCAGAGUUUUUCUGGCUGAUGGUAGACCAGACAAAGUGUUUUCAAGUGACUAAUGCAGAGGAAGGACUUGUCGCAAUUAUGUGUGCAAACUGGUUGUUCAAUGUUCAAUAUGCUUGUAAAGCGUUCAACACCCUUGUCGUCCUCGAAAGAUUUUUUCUUGAGCUCGAAAAGACAACACCAAGAUCUGUUGUUGUGAAGUUCUUAAACAUUGUCGUAAAAUCCACAUAG
Rhipicephalus microplus (southern cattle tick) is the source of this 1337-nucleotide messenger RNA. RefSeq lists its product as uncharacterized. The record is from RefSeq and is a predicted model, not a curated record. NCBI's taxonomy places the organism in Eukaryota, Metazoa, Arthropoda, Arachnida, Ixodida, Ixodidae.